This is a messenger RNA of Selaginella moellendorffii, 886 nucleotides long. RefSeq names its product ribonuclease H-like. Bases 36 to 797 code for a protein of 253 amino acids. The record is from RefSeq and is a predicted model, not a curated record. The transcript is spliced from 7 exons. Lineage: Eukaryota; Viridiplantae; Streptophyta; Lycopodiopsida; Selaginellales; Selaginellaceae. Gene Ontology annotation, molecular function: RNA-DNA hybrid ribonuclease activity; nucleic acid binding.
UUGCGAGCUCGCCCUAAAGCCAAGAAGUCAGGCUCAUGGGAAAGACGAAGGUGUAUGCCGUUCGCAAGGGGAGGCAGCCAGGUAUCUACGAGAGCUGGGAUCAAUGCAAACGCCAGACUGAUGGAUUCAAAGGCUGUGAGUACAAGAGCUUCAGCUCCUUCAGUGACGCGGAGAGCUACAUGAACGGGAUCAGCCCAACCAAGACCGAGGCCGUACUUCGUUCGGUGACGGGCGAUGCAGCAGUCGCCAAGCCAAGACCGAAAAUCGCUUGCAUCUCCGCUGAUGCCGUCUCUGCCGAGGAACUCAUCCAUGUUUCCUCGUCCAGCUGCUCCAAGAUCAAGCAAGGAGCUGUACCGAUUCAAGCCGGACGAGUGUACCAGGUAGAGUUUGAUGGUGCAUCGAAAGGGAACCCGGGAAGAGCUGGAGCUGGAGCUCUUCUCAAAGACCCAGAUGGCAAUGUGGAAUGUGAGAUGAGCGAAGGUGUGGGUCACGCAACCAACAACGUUGCCGAGUACCGUGGCUUGAUCCUGGGCUUGAAAACAGCACUAGACAAGGGGAUUAAAAAGAUCAUUGUGAAAGGAGAUUCCAAGCUAGUCUGUGAACAGAUAAUGGAGCGCUGGAAAGUUCGGAAUGAAGGGCUCAAAGAUCUCUGGCAGGAAGCAAUGUACCUCAAAUCGCAGUUCUUGGAGUUUAAAAUCCAACACGUCGAUAGAGAAUUCAAUCCUCUAGCCGAUCAGCUGGCCAACAUUGGAGUCACACUGCCAGAGACCAAGUUCGUGAGCUCUUCAAGGAGUUGAGACGCUGUUAUUUUGCUGGAGCGCGAUCAUCCUUGCUGGGGCUGUUGCGGGACUUGGAUUUCCUCCUUUGGAUCGUUCUGGUAGAAGAA